UAAAUACAGGAAAAACAACAAAGUGAGCGCUGAUUGGUAGUUGAAGACAAUCUGCACGUGCCUCGUGAUCGUUUCUGUGACCCUGAAGUUUCCGGGAGACACAUUUCGAUGUAACACCUGCGCAUCCGGUGAAGCUAAUUUAGCUUCAAACGUCGGACCGUAGACGUGAAUGGGCGCACUGUGGAGAAGAGAUGGACAGCGAACAGGGAACCUUCACAGCAUCCGGUCCGGUCCAGAGGUUUUUCCUGAAAGUCCGAGUGGCCGUGGCACUGGCCAUAAUCAGGAGCAGACCCCGGGGCGUGAGCGGCCGCGCGCACGCCGAGGCUCUGGCCGCCGAGCUGAGCGGCCGGGAGGGAGGCUGGAGGACGGAGGUGCAGCUCCUGCGGCAGGAGGUGCUGCGGCUGCGGCAGGAGGUGCUGAUCGCCAGGCUGAGCCGCUCCGAGGCCGGUGCGGACGACACCCCCGAGGCUGGCUCACAGGAUCUGUUUGGUCCAGAAGGUUUGGUUCACGCUGACUCGGACACGCCGGACCUGAGUCUGCAGGACCUUGUGUCUGCAGUCACUUCCCCUCAGCCACCAGUUUGUGCAGCCAUGCAUCCCCAUGUGCACUUCCUCCAGCGGCUGUGCUCCCUGCAGCGAGUAGGAGGGAGGAACCAGGGCCUGGAGGCUCUGUGGUUCAGCCCUGAUGGGGAGGCGGGGUCGGUGCUGGUGGACUCCCUGUGCCGGCUCCUUGACUCGGUGGUGAGGACGUGCGGGGGUCCUCCUCUGGGCUUUCACGACCCCGUUCCUCAGGCCUGUCGGGUCGCGGCGCAAGCGAUGGACCUCUUUUGCUCUCAGAGGCUGCCAUCUGUGGAGCUGAAGAAACAUGUGGAGGAGUCGCUGAGGGAGCUGACUGUGAUGCUGUUGCACAGUAAUCAGCCCAGCAGGGCUGCCGAGGAGCUGACGCCGUGUCUGAUGACCCUGGGGAGCAGCAGCUUGUCAAAGUCCUUCCUCAUCGGCCACCUCCUCUCUCAGCUUAGCGCUCUGGCUCAUGGGCUCUGGCAGGCCUUCCAGGAGCCGGGGACUUCAUCCCUCGAAGCGUUUCCCUUGGAUCAGUACCAGAACUCUACCUACCUGUUUGGGAUUCUGGAGGUGCUCCUGCAGAACCCAGAGGUGCCGAGCAGGCUGGAGGUGGAGACGGAGCAGAUGGGCUUCCUGAGUCAUUUGGAGCAGCGCGUCUUCCUCCUGUCAGAUGAGUUCCCCUUGUUUUGCAUCGCUAUGUGGAGGAUAGGACGCCUCCUCAGGGAGUAAGGGGACAGGGAGGCCAGACUGAAGUAGGACAGGUGACUUUCUGAGCAGACUCUGAUCCUCUGAUCCUCCCUCAUCACCAUAAGCGCUGCACUGUGGAUUCACCCGCCACCUAACUAAUUAAUGUAUUAAAACAAAGCCUGUUUCCAGUCAAGGUGGAAUAUUAAACCAAGGCGCUGGUGAUGAUCAGCGUUUACAGCAGGAAGGACCCAACUAAAACCAUUUGUAAAUCGUCCUGCUAAUGUCUAAGUGUUUAUUAAGCCCUUUUUAGUUUCUGUCCAAGAUAGAGUUGUUUUGAUGAUGUCUCCAACAUUAGUUGUAUGUGUUAAUUCCAUAAAGUUUCCAGCUGACCAACUGCUCAGUGAGGAUCAGUGACUGUUACUGUAUGUGAUAAAUGUGCUUCUAAUUAUUGG
This is a messenger RNA of Betta splendens (Siamese fighting fish), 1699 nucleotides long. It is a transcript of the gene mei4, whose product is annotated as meiosis-specific, MEI4 homolog (S. cerevisiae). Gene Ontology annotation, cellular component: lateral element. Gene Ontology annotation, biological process: oogenesis; homologous chromosome pairing at meiosis; DNA recombination. The coding region runs from base 192 to 1289 and encodes 365 amino acids. The transcript is spliced from 5 exons. Lineage: Eukaryota; Metazoa; Chordata; Actinopteri; Anabantiformes; Osphronemidae. The record is from RefSeq and is a predicted model, not a curated record.